Saprolegnia parasitica CBS 223.65 is the source of this 492-nucleotide messenger RNA. RefSeq names its product ATP synthase F1. The record is from RefSeq and is a predicted model, not a curated record. The transcript has a single exon. Lineage: Eukaryota; Oomycota; Saprolegniomycetes; Saprolegniales; Saprolegniaceae. Gene Ontology annotation, biological process: proton motive force-driven ATP synthesis. Gene Ontology annotation, molecular function: proton-transporting ATP synthase activity, rotational mechanism. Bases 1 to 492 code for a protein of 163 amino acids.
AUGCUCGCCCGCGCCGCCCGCCGCUCCAUCCACAGCACCGCGCUCCGCGCCGCCGCCGAGAACGCGUCGGCCGCCGGUGCCACCAAGGUGACGUUGAACCUCAACACGCCCCACCAGUCCUUCUACAAGAAGGCGGAGGUCGACCUCGUCCAGAUCCCGGGCCUCGUCGGCGAGUACGGUAUCACGGCGCGCCACACGCCGAUCAUCUCGCAGCUCAAGCCCGGCGUCAUCGUCGUGCACGAGGAGCGUGACAAGGUCGUGAAGAAGUUCUUCACGGCCGGCGGCUUUGCCUUCACGCACGCCGACUCGGUCACGGACAUUGCCUGCGUCGAGUUGGUCAAGGUCGAGGACAUUGAUGCGUCGGCCGCCGAGGCCGGUGUCACCAAGUACAAGCAACUGAUGGACCAGGCCGCCCAGGGCAGCGUCGAACGCGUCGAAGCGCAGAUCGCGUACGAAACCCACGUCGCCAUGGUCGCCGCCUUGGCCGCGUAG